AUGGUUGAACGAAUGAAACGGCUACAGAAAGAGCUACGGAAACUGAAGGACGGGAUAUCGCCUCUCGAGAGAUCUGGACAUCGGCAUGCAGUUACGCGCAAUCUGUAUGCAGAACAUCGAGUAGAAAAAGAAAAAAACUUAAAGAAAGUGAAAAAUGUACAUCCUACGUUUGGCCCACUUGGUGAGUCAGCCAAUGUAGACGAUGAUGAUGAUUUUGAGGGAGAGGAAUCAUCAGAGGAUAGUUUUGAGAGUGGGGGGGACGAUGUGGAUGAGAAGGAUGAGGCAGCCGAGUAUUCCUCGCCUGAGAGGAGGGAUAUACAUUUUGGAGGUACUAACAGACGGUCUGAGGUUUCUACCGAAGAAACUGAUGAUUGGGUUGUGACGGACGACGUACCUGGCGGGCCAUGUGAUGGGUCAGUGAUUCCUAGUUUUCUUGGCCACACUACUUAUCAGUUAUGGAAUGGAGAACCAAGAGAUUACCUGACGAUAAAGCCAGCGAAGAAGAGUUUGUCUAGAUUGCAUGGAUGGGUCCUCCCCGCUGUUCAGGUGCAAGCUUGGGUGUGGACCUUGUUAGCCUUGACACUCUUCCUUGACAGGAGUGGAGGCAGGAUCAGUGCUUCGCUUAUGAACGAGCUGCACGGAGGACAAGCAGCUGUAGAUUACCUCGACUGGUACAGGAGCCAUUCACAUCCAUUCCUACUGUCGACGUCUGUACCGUCUACAUCACGCAUCCCGGUGAAGAACUGCAUCACUUACUGGAUGCGUGAGAUGGAGAGGUUGACUCGAGGUUGCAUCGACAAUUUGAAGAAACUCGAUCUGGGUCUUGGUGAGGAGUGGGAUACUCGCCUAGAUGAUGUCAUCUUCCGUCACAGUCAAGCCCCAUGA
Molecule: messenger RNA, 885 nt
Organism: Oldenlandia corymbosa var. corymbosa
Lineage: Eukaryota; Viridiplantae; Streptophyta; Magnoliopsida; Gentianales; Rubiaceae
Source: the annotation of a GenBank genome assembly